AUGAGCAAAGAGUCGGAAAUAUCAGAAAUCUCUUUUAUGGGCCUCCCAAGGCUGGCUAGUGCCAGUAUUGCCAUUGCAGUCUAUGUUGUGUGUUCAAUUGGAUGUGUUUAUGAAAAUAAGUGGCUUUUAGAUCAUGUGGGAAAUUGUCAAGGUUUUAUUCCUUUAGUACAACAACUUAUUGGAGCCGUUUUUGUGAGAGCUAUGGUUUACAUUACGGGAAUUUUUGGAAUUGACUCAGAUCCUCAAAAUUGUAGUUCCGAAAAGAAUAGCCAGAAUGAACAACAAAAUGGAUCAUUACUGAACAGACUCUGGAACAGAUAUAAGUACAUCUGGCCAGCUUCCUUCUGCUUCUCCUCAACUAUUGUUUUGAACAAUGCUUGUUUAUCUGUGGCAAAGCUUUCAACUUACUCAGUUGCAAAAUCCACUACUUUAAUCUGGAACGUCCUUUUCCAGUUCGUUUUACUUAGAAUCAGGUUGCCACUCAGUACUAUUUUAUCAUGUUGCCUUAUUAUUGCUGGUGUUACUGUAGGCUCUUUAGACACUAGCACUCUAGCCCCUAUGGCAGUUAUUGCUGGUUGUUCAUCAUCUAUCUUUCAAGCUCUUUAUAAUACUUGUAUUGCCAGAGCUCUUCCUAAGACAAACAACGAUACAUCCGAAGUUUUGGUUAGAAAUCAAGAACUCUCCUCCAUCUUUCUCGUCGUAUAUAUCCUCGUUUCUAAGGAGCUUGUCAAUCUAUUCAUGUUUUCGCCAUGCUUUAAUUUAUCUUCACCUAUGUUCUUGAGCUGCUGGUCCGUCUUCUUCCUCACUACUGCACUUGCAGCAGGACUUAAUAAGUUUACAUUUAUGGUAAUUGGACUUACUGAGCCUUCCACGUUCUCUGUUAUUGGCUUUGCUAAGGCAGCUCUUCAAACUGCUGGUGGAUGGUUUAUUUACAAAGACCCAGCGUCCGUAAAAUCUGUUCUUUCUGUAAUCCUCACACUUUCUGGUUCAUUGAUAUAUGGUAUCACAAGAGGUUCCAAAAAGACUGAAACAAAAAAAGAGCAAGUAGAAGAAAUCAGAAGACUCACUAGAUGUUCUGCUGCCUCCGUUGGGGAUAUUGAUGUGGCCCCAUCUCCUGAAGGCGACGCAAAAACUAGUAAACCAACUUCAAAUGAUGAAAAACAGAAACUAAUUGCAAACAAAGUCUAA
Cryptosporidium ubiquitum is the source of this 1188-nucleotide messenger RNA. RefSeq names its product fucose translocator. The coding region runs from base 1 to 1188 and encodes 395 amino acids. Gene Ontology annotation, cellular component: Golgi apparatus. The record is from RefSeq and is a predicted model, not a curated record. Lineage: Eukaryota; Apicomplexa; Conoidasida; Eucoccidiorida; Cryptosporidiidae. The transcript has a single exon. Gene Ontology annotation, molecular function: antiporter activity.